AUAUAGACGAAAUAAUUUUCAAAAACGAUAAAUAUAACUUUAGUGCGCAUGUCUCUUGUGUGCCCAGUUAUAUUUCGAGGUGUUAAAUGUAAAAUGGCCGUGAAAUUUUAGUGUAUGUUGUACGUGACAAGUUCGUUAGAAAGGUUUUUUCUUUGAAUUAUUAUCCUAUUAAGUGCAGUUUAAUAGUUUAAUACAUUUACUACUUUUUGGAAACUAUUUAGAAGAAAUCUGAGUAUUUAAGCAUUAAAGCGAAAUAUCGUAUAUAUGGUUAUUAAUUUUAUGUCAGACAAUUAAAUUUUAUCAUGGGGAAACGUUGCCCUGAGCCACCAGUUCACGAACUUAUAAAAAGACGUCGUUUAGCAACUGAAGAAGUUCCAACAGAAGUAAAAUUUGACUCAGUUCUUACUGAUUUAUCUGGAAAGAAAUGGAGACUAGGGAGCUGCAUAGGGACAGGAGCUUUUGGCGAAAUAUACCUUGCAUCUGAUCAAAUUGACAAGGAGGUCGCACCUGAUUCACAAUAUGUUGUAAAAGUUGAAAGUUAUACAAGUGGUCCAUUGUUUGUGGAAAUUAAUUGCUAUCUUCGAAUUGCAAAGCCAGAAAUGAUUAUUGAAUGGAAGAAAGAAAAUAACAUUCAACACUUAGGGAUGCCGUAUUAUGUAGCCUCAGGUUCACACGUUGUUUGCGGGGCUAAAUAUCGUUUUUUAGUAAUUCCUCGUUAUGAAAAGAAUCUGGAACAACUACUAACUCAAAAUUAUAAGUUCAACCUCAAAACAGUACUUGUUUUGUCAAUUCAAAUACUCAACACUUUGAGAUAUAUUCAUUCAAAAGGAUACAUUCACUCAGAUAUAAAAGCAUCAAAUAUUCUCCUGGAUAGUAACAAAUCUAAAAGAAAGACCUCCCCAGUCUUGAACAAGACUGUGGUUCGUUAUCAUGGUUGCACCCCUUUUAGAACUUGUAAGGCUAGAAGAGAGACUUUCAGACGCAACUUACGCCCCAAUAGCAACUUAAGAUACAUAGAUGAUUUUGGGGAUAAAUCUUCUAAAGUUGUUAGCCAUAAGGAGGAGAGUAACAAUCAGGCUUAUCUGUUAGAUUAUGGUUUAGCAUCGAAAUAUUUGCAUUCAAAUGGGGAACAUAAGCAAUUUUGUGUGGAUCAAAGAAGGGCACAUGCAGGCACAAUAUUGUUUUGUUCCCGAGACGCUCACGAUGGGAUGCAAGCCCGAAGGUCAGACCUGGAAUGCUUGGGGUAUAAUAUGGUGUAUUGGUUAACAGGAUAUUUACCCUGGAUGGAUGACUCUAAUGAUCCUAAAAUAGCUGAGAAGAAGAAGCGUAAUUGUAUGGAGAAUGUAGAGGAAUUUUUAAAUUUGUGUUUUGUAAACGAUUAUCCGCGAUUUUUGUGUAAAUAUUUUAAAUAUUUAACGGGACUUGGAUUCGAAGAUAAGCCUGACUACGGAUAUUGCGCGGAUUUGUUUCACGGCGCGAUAAAAGAGUACGGUUACAAGGACAACAUGUGUUUCGAUUUUGACAACCUUGAAGGCUGGGGACGCAAGCAGAAAAUAACAAACAACCGGAACAACACGCUGGAAAAGAAAAACAAGAUCAUCAGGAGACAAAAGAUUAUGUUCAAGGUGGUGCGCAGUCCUCUGCGUUCCAACUUGCCCAUCUUACGUAAACGGUUGAAGGUCAAGACGAAGACACCCAGAAAAAUCAGAUGGCCGAAGAUGCUCCUCGAUCCAGAAACUAUAAUGAAACAGGGAAAGUGUCGCGAGAGGCGGACUACGGAAACAACAGACUCAGGUUCUGUGGCUGGAAUUCAUAAUCUGAACAUAGAAGAACUCAAUCCCACCCCGACGAUGGUGGAAGUAUACAAUAAAUCGAUUGAGAGGAUCAAUUCAGCAAAUGGCUCUUCCCCAACUUAUAAAGGAGAUGUUAAUUAUGACAACAUCGAGGGUUAUACUCCUGCAAUGAUGGCUGUGUUUAAUCGUAAGAAAGAACGUGAAGAGAUGGAGGCAGAGCAAUUGAUGUUACUUAACUCGAAGACGAGCAGCAGAGCCGCAUCGAGACAAAGAAGAAGACCCAUUUCUGCUUCUUCCAAUACAAAAACUAAACGUCAAGAUGUUCCUGUGCGUAACGUGAAAUCUCAAAACGCGGUUAGAACAGUUGGUAAAAAGGAGAAUCCUAAAAAGGCAAAAACUACUAUAAGGAGGAUUUAUAGCUUAAGGGGCUAAAUUCGUCAAAUCAUCAUCGAACUGUUAUUAGAUAAUUACGAAGGUUUAUAUAAUCGAAUUAAAGCGCAUAAGCGUACAGUCCAAAAGUAACAGUUUCCAUUUUGAGGUAUUUCUAUGCAUUUACAACUCUAGAGUAAAAAAAAAAUACCUAUCAAGAUGUUUUCGAAAUGUGUAAUUCUUUAAUUAGUAUAUUUAGAUGCUACUAAUUGUAAACUAUCGGCCGCAUCACUCAGCUUAUAAACAAUACAAAUCAUGUAAUUUAAGAGCAGCCUGUUAUUAUUUUUUAUUUUUAAUAUAUAUAAUUUUUUUUAAGUACCUGACAAAAGGACCCCAAUAGCGAAAAUAGUAAAUUAUUGGCAGCUAAAAAGAAUUAAUAUUUUUUUAUUGUUAUUCACUUCGUUAGUAGCUAGCACGAUAUAUUAAUUCAAGUGUCCUACUUAUUAAUUUAAAUCCGUUUUGUUCGUUUAAUUAAAUUGUUUGUUCAUAUGAAUGUAUUUUUUAAGGGGCAUUGCCUUUUACUCUGCGUUUCUGUUAUCUAAACUGUGAAAUUAACGUUUUUAUAAUUUGAAUAAAAAAUAUAUAAUAGAUGUUGUUAGUGUUGGUAACAAUAUCUAUUAUAUUUCAAUGUUAUAUGAUUAAUUCUUGUAGUAAUGCAUAAAUAGGAGACUAUUCAAUCAGGUGUUUUCUGUUUAACGAUCUUAAUUUUUAUAGAAAAGUAUUACUUUAUUUUGAUCGAACAAAUGUGUCGGGUGAUUAAUUCUUGUGGUAUAAAAUAAAAUUUGUUAAUACAAUAAUCUCAAUAAUGUCUUUCAAGGAAUGAAUCACUUUGUACAGAUUCAUUUAAAUGUGUGACAUGCAUACUGAAUUAUGUUUAUAAAUGCUUUUGUAUAUGUUGUGAUACUGUGAUUUCUUAUAGAAUAAAUAAAGCAGUUUUUUAUA
Agrilus planipennis (emerald ash borer) is the source of this 3164-nucleotide messenger RNA. RefSeq names its product serine/threonine-protein kinase VRK1-like. The record is from RefSeq and is a predicted model, not a curated record. The transcript has 6 exons. The coding region runs from base 303 to 2225 and encodes 640 amino acids. Gene Ontology annotation, molecular function: protein serine/threonine kinase activity; ATP binding. Lineage: Eukaryota; Metazoa; Arthropoda; Insecta; Coleoptera; Buprestidae. Gene Ontology annotation, biological process: peptidyl-serine phosphorylation; signal transduction. Gene Ontology annotation, cellular component: nucleus; cytoplasm.